AAGAAGAAGAAGAAGAAGAAGAAGAAGAAGAAGAAGAAGAAGAAGAAGAAGAAGAAGAAGAAGAAGAAGAAGAAGAAGAAGAAGAAGAAGAAGAAGAAGAAGAAGAAGAAGAAGAAGAAGAAGAAGAAGAAGAAGAAGAAGAAGAAGAAGAAGAAGAAGAAGAAGAAGAAGAAGAAGAAGAAGAAGAAGAAGAAGAAGAAGAAGAAGAAGAAGAAGAAGAAGAAGAAGAAGAAGAAGAAGAAGAAGAAGAAGAAGAAGAAGAAGAAGAAGAAGAAGAAGAAGAAGAAGAAGAAGAAGAAGAAGAAGAAGAAGAAGAAGAAGAAGAAGAAGAAGAAGAAGAAGAAGAAGAAGAAGAAGAAGAAGAAGAAGAAGAAGAAGAAGAAGAAGAAGAAGAAGAAGAAGAAGAAGAAGAAGAAGAAGAAGAAGAAGAAGAAGAAGAAGAAGAAGAAGAAGAAGAAGAAGAAGAAGAAGAAGAAGAAGAAGAAGAAGAAGAAGAAGAAGAAGAAGAAGAAGAAGAAGAAGAAGAAGAAGAAGAAGAAGAAGAAGAAGAAGAAGAAGAAGAAGAAGAAGAAGAAGAAGAAGAAGAAGAAGAAGAAGAAGAAGAAGAAGAAGAAGAAGAAGAAGAAGAAGAAGAAGAAGAAGAAGAAGAAGAAGAAGAAGAAG
Molecule: messenger RNA, 663 nt
Organism: Ahaetulla prasina
Lineage: Eukaryota; Metazoa; Chordata; Lepidosauria; Squamata; Colubridae
Product: protein FAM133-like
Exons: 1
Biological process (GO): nucleosome assembly
Cellular component (GO): nucleosome
Molecular function (GO): structural constituent of chromatin; DNA binding
Source: RefSeq, a predicted model, not a curated record